UCCUGUUGCCCGGGGCUCGGACAUGGCGUCCCUCUGACGGCGGCCGCCCGCCAGGCCCCGCCCGGCUCCGCCAUGCCCGGCCCCACCGCCCCGCCAGGAGCCCGCAGGAAUAAACUACCAUUCUAAAAGGAAACAAUGGAACCAGAUGUCAUUCGAAUGUAUUCUUCAUCCCCUCCACCAUUAGACAAUGGAGCUGAUGAUGACGGUGAUGACGAAUUUGGGGAAUUUGGUGGAUUUUCUGGUAGUGCUUCUGGUGUAGGGUUUGCUGACUUCGAUGCACCAGACUACAGUAAUUCAAAGGAGGAAUUUAUACCCACUAACCAUUUUAUGCCACUUCAUGAGUAUUCUGACAAUGUAGGUAGCCUUGCAGCCUUUACCUCUGUCAAAAAUGGUAAAGAUAAAGACUGCAUAGCAGAACUUUCUAGUCCCUCUAAAGAACUCUAUGCUUUAUCAGCAACAAGUGCCAGCAAAGAAAAAUCUAAGUCUAGAGCAUCAGGUACUACUUUUGAUGAAAGUCUGGAAAAUGUAAUGAGAACAGAGGAACAAAGAGAGAAUAUUGGAAAAACAGAGGCCUUUUCCUCUGAAGGCUUUAGAACUGACAUGAAAAUUAGAAGCCCGGAUCAGGAGAUCGGUGCUUGUAAUGGUGAGAAACUCCCAUGUCUAGAGAUUCUAACAAAUGGGUUUGCAGCAUUGGAUACUGUAAAUCCCCAGGGAACAGAAGAUCUAGACAGCAUCAGUGACUCAAAGGGACUAAAAACUGUUAGCACUUCUAGCACUGAGUUGAGUUUAGACUCAGUGCCUAGCCCAGCUGAAGAUUUUGCAGACUUUGCUACUUUCUCAAACCAAGAAACAAACCACUUAGAAGAAACAGGGCAUAAAAUAUGCAAUGCUCUUGAUGAAAGAGAAGCACUGAAUGUUCAGGAAAACAAUAUAAUAAAUAGAGUGACUGAAAGAAUUUCUGUGAAGGAACUGACUUCAGAUAGAAGCUGUGAAUGUGGAGAAACUUUUAUUGAAGAUGAGCAGGCUUGCAUAUCAGAAGUCAGUGUUGUGGUUAAUGAAAUUGUUAAUAAUUAUGAGCAGGGCUCUACAGCACUGGAACAUGAUGAUAGAAUUUCCAACAUACCUCAGGCAAUUGAGAGCUCAAUAGGCACUACUGAAAAGGCAGAAGACAGUGGGAGAAGAAAAUGUUGUGACUCUGAAAAUGGCAAAGAUUUUUCUAGGUCUAAAGAUUUUUCAGAAACAGAAAGUAUUGACUAUAGUAUGGUCCAAAGCUCUUGCCAUGAUCCUGCAGAAGAACAUUUUCUGGGCAGUUCUGAAGAUGUAAAGAAUGGUGAAAGCAGCAGUGAAUUUGUGUCUUGCAGUGAAACAAAUGAAGAUGAUUUUGGUGACUUUGGUACAGCCAGUGGUACAUCUUCUCCUUUUAUCAUCAGUACUCAAGAAUCGGCAGUGAGUGUGGCUUUAGAAGAAUCUUCUGAGCAUUCUGCACGUUUCAGUGAACCAAUUGAUGAAUUUGGUGAUUUUAGGGAUACAAAUACUGUUUGUCAACAGCUAACAAAGUUAGAUCAAUCUGAAUUAAGUCAGACUUCAGAUACUUCAGAAUGUGGAGUUACCGAUACCCAUUCUAGCUUGUAUGUCCAGUGUACUGCUAAGCUGGCAAACGGUAGCGAUAGUGAAUUUGGAGACUUUGAUUCAGUGCCAAAACCACAAGAUGAGUGUGUUAUUUUCCAGGACUCUGAUGACUUUGCAGACUUCAGUUCUGCUGGUAGUAAUCAAACUGCAGAAUGGAAGGCUUUUGAAAAUGAGCAGAAAGAAGGCUGUUCGUGGGCUGCUUUUGGAGAUGAGCAAGCUACUGAAUCUCAUCAUAGAAAAGAGACAUGGCAAUCGCAUAGGACAGAUACCUCUCUUCGGAUUGAUAGUUCGAUGACCCACAAGGCAGAAAGUUCUACUUUGACAUCUUUCCAAGAAACUGCUAAUAGGCAACCUCAAGAAUUUUCACCUUCAGUUCAGACGACAUUGCAAACCCGUCUGGAGAGACUCUUUGAGGCCUGUUUUCCUUCCAUACCUGUUCUUGAAAUAGAAGAAGAAGUAAUUUCCUUAAAUCUCUUGUUGGAAGUGGACAGCAAACAGAUGAGAACUGGCGAGACCUUGGUAAACAGUGGGGAGCUGGUGGAUGUAUGGACAGAGCUGCAGGAUAUCCAUGAUGCAUAUGGAUUGAGGUACCAGUGGGGAGGCUCUCAUGGCAACAAAAAGCUUUUGUGUUCCUUGGGAAUCGAUACAAGAAAUAUUCUUUUUACAGGCAACAAGAAGCAGCCUGUGAUAGUACCCAUGUAUGCAGCAGGACUGGGUAUGCUAGAGCCUACCAAGGAACCCUUGAAACCAAUAUCUGCUGCAGAAAAAAUAGCUUCGUUAGGACAGACGCCGCCUGUAUCACCGGAGAUGAACACAUGCACAUCUGAUCAGUUUCAGAAUAUGUAGGAGGCAGCCUAGCCACCUGGAGAAAUAGCCUGGGUGCAGUCAUAAAAUGUCCAUUGCUAGCACAUGUGAUUGUCUCCACCGUCUGGGCAAAGACCGCGACUGGUUCUGCUGACCCGCUUGUACCAAAAUGUCUCCAUGAGCAAUUCUGUCAGUGUUGAACACCUCAAGGCUUCUUGAGUGGUGCCUCUACCCUAUAAGUCUGAUGCAAAGUAAGUUCAGAAAGAGUCUAAGCAAGCCUUUGAUUGCACCAGAGUCUAGAUUAUCCCGUUAGGUACCAACAGACUGCAUAUAUGCCAAGCAUUUGAAUGCAGCAGGUCUGGUGAACUGCUAAAGCACUUUGCUUUGGUGCCUUGCAACAAUUACCGGUAUUAUUUAGUUGAGCUAGUAUGGUGCUCUGAACCAUCUAAGUAAUUGGUAUGUCACCACAGAGUCAAAGAAUAAAAAGUUCAAUCCAAACUUCCAUUUGAGUUUAGGUCUUAACUAUGCAACUCCUCUGAUUGUGUGUCAGAGUCGUAAGUACUGUUGAAGAAACUACUGUGACUCCAACUCCCUGUCACGUCACAAUGUCAGGUACUUCAGGGCUUAUUGAUUUCUUGGUCCUCCUACAGUGCCUUGGGUGCAUUACAGUUACCACCAUGUCUUGUUGAUUAAGGUGUUUUGCAUUGUUGACUGCGCUUGGAACUGUCAACACAAUAGGUGCCCCAAGUGCAUCUGUACUUUGUGCUUAUCCCUUAUCUGUGUCUUUGCAUUCAGCUCUUAUGCUUGCCACAGCAUCAGAACAUCAGAGACAACGUGGCCAGAAAAAACAUUCAUGAAUUGGUGGUGCGAGUGCAUCCCUUUUCUAGUUCUGUUUUAAAACAAGGCCUACAGAGAGAUUGAUUAUUGCCACCAGUGUCUUUCAGAGAUGUCCAUUCAUUACCUUGUUCAGUCUGAGCUGAAGAAAUGUUUGGGUUUUUUGCCCCAAAACUUUAUCAGGACAAAAGAGGGAAAAGCAGCCGGCUUCUUAUGGAAUUCAAGCAUCUCCUCUUACAACCAGGAUGAUUGAUGUCAACUCCAUUAAUCUGUAAACCUGCUGGAAUUACAGGACAAAAAUAGCCGAAUGCUUUGAAAAAUGCCACUUUCACACUUAGCUGGCAUUACUUGUGCGAGAUGCUGAAGAUGGUGUAAUAUCAUUCUUCUACCCAAGCUAUUUCUAAAGUAGUAGAGUGACACAGUGCCCUUGCACACUAUACUGGCGCUAUUAUUCCAUUUGCUUCGUGAGAUUCUGGUGAGUGAGUCGAUCUUGCCUCCAGCUUCAAAUUGCCAGGACUUUUGCAGAUUACCUCCCCUGGUCUAUGACUAUAGAGAAGAGGCAUCCAUAUUGGGGAAGCUACAUCACUCCUCAAUUCCUGCUGCCUGUGUUGAAUUUCCAAUCCCAGAUGGACAAGCACCAGAAUUAGCUUCCAGACGUGUACAUCUUUCUGCUCUCUUCCCCAGAGCAAUAUAGGAUUUGAUACCCUUUUCAAAUGGCAUCAGAAUGGGCUGAUACCAGGUAGUCUUGGAUGCUUUGAUUGGUGAUUAGUCAGGUAUUUACACACAAACCUUAGCUGUUCCCAGAUGCUCACGAUGAAG
This is a messenger RNA of Gavialis gangeticus (Gharial), 4086 nucleotides long. It is a transcript of the gene AFTPH, whose product is annotated as aftiphilin. The record is from RefSeq and is a predicted model, not a curated record. Gene Ontology annotation, molecular function: clathrin binding. NCBI's taxonomy places the organism in Eukaryota, Metazoa, Chordata, Crocodylia, Gavialidae. The transcript has 7 exons. Gene Ontology annotation, cellular component: AP-1 adaptor complex; trans-Golgi network membrane. Gene Ontology annotation, biological process: intracellular transport. Bases 136 to 2475 code for a protein of 779 amino acids.